GCCGCCGCGGCGCAGAGCCAUGCGAGCCUAAGCCCGACCCAGCAGCAAACCUGCCGCUCCCUUCCCGCGUCACGUGCUUCUCGACAGGGCGACUACGACGGCCUUCUUUAUGGUUGCCCUGGCAACCGCGGCCCGGCGGGGGUUACGUCAUCAGCGAAGGCCCGACUCGCGCGCACCUUCCUGUCGUCACGGACGCGGCACUUCCGGCGCGCCGCCAGGGAGGAAGGAGGAGGGCGGGCCCAGGCCGGACCAGGAGGAGGCCGCGGCGAGAUGGAGCCCGGCCGCGGCGGCGACGGCGGAAGAGGAGGAGGAGGAGGAAGCGGCAGCGGCGGCGGCGGCAAAGAGAAGGAAGGUGGCGGUUGAGAAGGGGCGGAGGGCGGGAGGGCGGCGGAGGCCAAGUCCCUUCUCCUCUCGGGAGCGUCCCUCCGCUGACAGCGUCGUUGUCUCCGCAGGUGAGGAGAGGGCGGCAGCCCCUCGGAGGCGCCAUGCGCGCGGCCCAGGAGCGCGGCCAGGAGUGCCUCCCCCCGAAGAAGCGAGACCUGCCCACGGCCUCCGCCCCCGUCGCAGAGCAGCCCAGCCGCCCCUCGGAGAAGGCCCCAGGGCCCCCCGCGUCCUCCGGCUCCUCCUUCUCUUGCUCCGCGGAGUGGGUUCAGGCGCCCUCCCCGUUCGUCCCGGAGGCGGUGGCCGGCCUGACCCUGGACCAGUACGGGCUGCUCUACAAAGUGGCCGUCCCUCCUCCGCCUCCGGCCGCGGGAGUGGUCAGCGUGGGGGCGCUCCCUCCGGCCUUCGGCGUGGCCUCGCAGCUGAUCCAGCACCCGGGGCUCCCUUACUCGCCCCUCCACUUCGCCCAGCUGCCCCCGGCCCCCCUGCACUUCGUGGGCUCCCCCUACUCCCUCCCCUUCGCCCUCCCUCCGGGCUUCGUGCCCGGACACCUCCUUCCCUCCUCCGCCGCCAUCCCCCACUUCGUCCCCUACGCCCCUCUCCUGGCUGAAGACUCCGGAUCCACAGCCCAGGCGGCGCACGCCUUCGGCAAGGAAAGCGCUCAGCAGCCUCUGGACGUCUCGCAGGGGAGGAUCCCCGUCUAUUACCAGGUCUCCCGCUUGCCCACCAGAUACCCGGCGUUCGAUGCUCCCAUUGCGGCCCUCGACCCGGAAUCCGCUCUGCUGGAGAAUCACCUCAACCCUAAGACAGCCACAGAGAAUGGCCUCCAGAGAACGGCCGCAGGAGCAAAGGAAGGCGAGGCGGAGGAGCGCUGGCCUCGGGCGGCUGUCCAGAGUGGCUCCAAUGGACCCAUCUUGCUGAGAGCAGAGGCCUCCUCAGGAGCCUCCCAGCGGAGCAGCCCAGACACAGACCUGGAGGUGCAGCGGGUGGUGGGAGUGCUGUCUUUUCAGGACUGCCUCAGCGGCUCUUCUCGGGAGAAAGACGGCUUGAGCCCUCUGAACCUCUCCCACCGCGGUCACAGCCCGGAGCCAAAGGGGCAGCCAGCCAGGAACCCUGGGGAAGCGGAGGCGGCUGAGAGGCCCCCGGAGCAGCUCCUCAAAGGGCCGGUGGUGGCCAAUGGCAAGCCGGUCCUGGGUUCCCUCCAGCCUGCGGCUCAGGACAGCCUGGAUGCCUCAAGGCUGGAGGCAGUGGCACAAGAGGCGACUGGUGCCUCCCGUCCCCAGAGCCACUUGCCCUCCCACUUCAUGAAAGGCGCCAUCAUCCAGCUGGCCACUGGAGAACUGAAGCGGGUGGAGGACCUGCAGACCCAGGACUUUGUGCGCAGUGCGGAGGUGAGUGGCGGUCUGAAGAUUGAUUCCAGCACAGUAGUGGACAUCCAGGAGAGCCCCUGGCAAGGUUUGGUGACGCUGCACUUUGUGGUGGGGGAGCAGCAGAGCAAAGUGAGCAUUGACGUCCCCCCUGAGCACCCUUUCUUUGUCUAUGGACAGGGCUGGUCCUCCUGCAGCCCUGAGAGGACCACCCGGCUCUUCUCCCUGCCCUGCCAUGUCCUGCAGGUGGGGGACGUCUGCAUCUCCAUUAGCCUCCAGAGCCUGAAUGGGCACCUGGCUCCUCUAGCCAGCCCCCCAGCUGACAGCCGAGAGAGGUCUGGGAGAAGCAGGCAGGGCAUCCAGGAGCCUCUGGCCCCAGUCCGGGAGAAAAGCUCCCCAGGGAAGGGUGGGGUAGCGCUGGGGUCCCCUCCAGAUGCCUCCUGGCUUAGCCCCAUUUCUGCACACGGCUGGGCAGGCCCCAGCUUCCAAAGACUUGAGGAUGAGUCCCCUGGGCCACCCCUUCUCCGCCCCUCCUUCAUCCCUCAGGAGGUCAAGCUGUCCAUUGAGGGCCGUUCCAACGCAGGGAAGUGACGCUUUGGCAUUGGGAGCAACCCUCCCAUUUCCUGCCGCUCUGGGCUGGGCGUCUAGUGGCCACUGCUCAGACCUUCCUGGCAGCCCAGAGGCCCCAGCCAGCCCUCCCUGCAGCCUCUGUGUGCCUAAAUGCAUUCCACUGACAGAAGGUGGUUUUGAGGGAGUGGGGCGGAGGGGGCACAGGGCAGAUUCAGGGGAGGGAACUGCUCCUUUUCUUGGUGGAGAGGGGCAGCUCAUCACAUAAGCACUUUACUAAGCCUCUGGUUUACCCAGGGCACUUGCGCCAGAUGGUGGGAGGACAGAGGAGACGAGGGCCAGGUCUCUGCUCAGGUGCCCCUUCUAGGCCCUGAGUCAAGGCAGCUGGAUGGCUCCUCAGGGAGGAAUGCCUAGGCAAAUUCCUCACCUGGGGCCAGUGGCAAGGAGGAGGGUUUAACAGCUCCCUUCUGCCAUGCUGCAAGCAUGUUGCCUCUGAGCCCUGCAGCUAGGUAAGAGUAAUACCCAAUAAGCAAGUUGAUUUGGGGGGCUGGGCAUGGGUAGGUGUGCAGGAGAUGAUUAUAUGUGCAUGUGCACGUCCACACUGUUUCCUUGCAGCUCUUUCAACCUGCGUGUCCCAAGUGCAGAGUGCUGCUGCAGCCCCGCAGCCCCUCCUGCUUUGAGAUGGGCUCAGGGGUUUGCUGCUGAACCUCCCGGUCACCAUGCCCUGGGCUUCCAUGCUUGGUCUGUUCUGAUCCAGACAUAGUCAAGGCCAGCAAUUCCUGGGGAAAGCACAGAGUUACUCCCGCCUCACUUGGCAGAGGAAGAGGGAAACCUCCUUUACCUGGCCACUGACCGUUGGGAGUGUGGUGGGCAGCCACCCUGCAGCUUGACCACUGGGCUGAAAGGGCCCAGUGCUGGCCAGGAAAUCCUGGGGUCCCAGCCACAGAGGCUCAGAUUUUCCUGCUGAGGGAGCUGGGUUUUCUUCUUUGCACAGAGAGGUGCAAAUGAAAUUUGGAUAAAGCAGCUGACUCCAUGCCAGCCCCACCCUCUCCUCAGUGUUGUUGCCCCUCAAGCCCCAAAAACAAGGCUCCAGACAAGCCCUUCUGUGCCCAUGUGCCACCCAGUCCUCUUCCAAAGCAGCCUCAGAGUCACUGGGAUGGCCCUUCUGGCCAUGGGCAAUGGCUUCCCUGGACAACCAACCAUCUCGGCGGCUGCAGGGUGGACUUUGCUGGGUUCUUCCUGAUUUCUUCCAAAGGUGCUGGCACUUUGCACUAUCCCUGGCUGCUUCCCUUCUGGCCCACUCUCCCGCCUUUCUCCGCUUUCGCCCAGGUUGCCCUUUGUGGGCCUCUGGGGCUAGAGCUGCCCUCCACCAGCAUCACUGCCACCCCUUUUCCUAUGUCCUCCAGCUGUGCAAUAGCAGAGAUGGAGCAAGGGCUUUAGGAAGUUUUGGAAGGCCUCCCCUCUCCCCACAGGUCUGAAAGGGUGAGGGGCUGGGCUGAGUGUGCCCCCCCACCGAUGCCCAUUUCUCUGAUUUGAUUCUCAUAUACAAGAGAAUUGUUUCUGUCUUGCUGGUUUGCAUCUGCUGCUCCUGCUGCUGUGCACGAUCUGGGGCAGAAGUGUUUUUGGCUACUGCCCUUUCUAGGGCUGCAGGAAAGUUGGGAGCCCAGCUUCUCAGAGCAAUAAGUCAUUUCUCUCAUGUGACACUAUGGCGGGUCAUCUUGCCUAGCACUGGCAGAGAGCAAAAGAGGCAGGGAGGGCAGCAGCGGCCUUCACAGCAGUUCCUCCCCCUCCAGCUGCCCAGCACCCACAAGAGCACAUGUGCCUUUCCCCUCAGCUGCCCCAGAGCGGUUCUUGGACCGGCCUCAGCCCGGCAGCUUUUUUUCAGAGGAGUCCGCAAUGGAAGGAAGCACCCAGAGGUGACGCUGAGGCCCGCCCAGCCUGAAGCCCCUCACACAGCACCUUAGUCCGGGUGGGCUGCUUGUCAGGGUGCGUUCGCAUGUGUGUGCAGUGAACCAGGAAUUGCAGCUGGCCACCCUCUGCUCUCGCCAGCUGCAUCUGAUGUCAAUCCUUAGGAGUAGCAGCGUUAGCAGUAGCCGCGUCCUGGCCCCAUUUCUCCUAUCUGACCUUUGAUGAAGCAUUACUAGUCUGAGGGGAUAAUCUAUUUUGUUGUGCUUCUUUUGUAUCUGUUUUAAAUAAAUCAAUUUGUACUGUAUAUUUGUACCUUGGGUCAGAUCCUUUUUCCUGUUUUACCAUUUAAAGUCUCUGUACACACACAGAUUGUAUUUUUAUUGUUAACACUUACAAAUACUGCAUUUAACUUGUUGACUAUGUAAACAGUAUAUAUGCAUAUAUCUAUAUAUCUAUAUAAUUAUAAGCCUAUAGCUUUUA
Molecule: messenger RNA, 4703 nt
Organism: Sceloporus undulatus (fence lizard)
Lineage: Eukaryota; Metazoa; Chordata; Lepidosauria; Squamata; Phrynosomatidae
Gene: ATXN1L
Product: ataxin 1 like
Exons: 1
Coding region: 486-2339 (617 amino acids)
Biological process (GO): anatomical structure development; regulation of DNA-templated transcription
Cellular component (GO): nucleus
Molecular function (GO): RNA binding; protein binding
Source: RefSeq, a predicted model, not a curated record